Messenger RNA from Acanthaster planci (crown-of-thorns starfish), 1008 nucleotides. RefSeq lists its product as uncharacterized. The record is from RefSeq and is a predicted model, not a curated record. Gene Ontology annotation, cellular component: Golgi apparatus. NCBI's taxonomy places the organism in Eukaryota, Metazoa, Echinodermata, Asteroidea, Valvatida, Acanthasteridae. Gene Ontology annotation, molecular function: glycosyltransferase activity.
AUGGCUGCCGCAGACAACAUCUUUAAGAUUUUGUUCUUCAUGCAGUCGCUUGCUUUCAUCACUUUCCUCAUUAAUUCGUACCAGAAUCCCAGUGUUCCUCCUAAACGUCAGCGAAUUUCUGAUACUUGCGAGUGCCAAGGAAGCGGUGCCGGUGAAGUAGCGUCAAACACCAUUGGCAGAAGCGUGAACCAAACGCACGGUUCCCUGUCCAACUGCAGUCUAGCGGACGUCAAGAUGAGGCCUGGUGUCGUCAUGUUGACCACGACAAACCUUGGCUUCAUGGACAUGACUCUCAACAUGCUGGAGAGCAUCAAAAGAACAGGAGUUUGCGUGAACACCACUAUCGUAGCCGAGGACAAGAAAUGUUACCAGUAUCUUAGCAAGAGAGCUGAGGGUGACCCAGCAGUGCGCGUGGUGUUAACAAACUUGGGAGAAACCACUAGCAAGGAAAUACUUCGAACUCAACGUCGCCAGUACUACGCGCUCUUCAACAAACGCCAAGAAUACUUUCUAGGCUUACUGGAGCGAGGCUACGAGGUUUUAUUCACUGAUGCCGACACAUUUUGGUUCCGGGAUCCAUUUCCGUACUUCAAAGGAGACUUCGACAUGUCUAUGAUUGACCCAAGAUCGCCUUAUCCAACUCGAUCCGAAAGAGCACAUUAUUGUGCUGGUUUUGCGUAUUUCAAACCGACCAAAGUGACGAUCCAGUUCGUCAAGGCUUGGAUUCAAGAAAUGCGAAAUAAUGACAAAGCCAAAAAGCUUGUGGCAGAUCAGAGUGUGAUGAACUACCUUCUUCAUGAGGACAAGCCCGUGCACGUCAACGUCCAGCCACUGGACACCAACAUUUUCCCGUGGGGACCCAAGUUCUACGAGCUCUUGGCGAAGAAGGCUAACUACCCCACUGUUGUGAUGCACGCUGCCAGUAUCCGGGGAAGAGCCGCAAAGGUGGCGAAGUUUAAAAGCUCAAAUAUGUGGCUGGUGAAUAUCACGAUAAGCGAUAUCAAAUGA